AAGAAUAGAUACAUGACGGCGGGAAAAAUGCCCCUUUUAUGUUCCCUCCUGAUUGUACCAUUCUGUAUACCUCCUUUGGUAUUUCCCGUGGUAUGUUGUAUACCAUCCCUAUAUACCUUCCAUGGUACCUUUUGUGGUAUAUUGUAUACCAUUUCUCGUAGUCCUCAUGGUAUAUUGUCAUUUGACUCCCCAAAUCCUUGUGUUAUGAGCCAACAGGAGAUAACGCUGUCCAACACAGCAAUGCAGGAUGAAACAAUUACCCCGCAAGGCAGCAAUAGGGCGAACUCCAGAUCACGUGACAAGAAUGAACAUUGA
Molecule: messenger RNA, 315 nt
Organism: Rasamsonia emersonii CBS 393.64
Lineage: Eukaryota; Fungi; Ascomycota; Eurotiomycetes; Eurotiales; Trichocomaceae
Exons: 1
Source: RefSeq, a predicted model, not a curated record